Lagopus leucura (white-tailed ptarmigan) is the source of this 1167-nucleotide messenger RNA. RefSeq names its product IgGFc-binding protein-like. NCBI's taxonomy places the organism in Eukaryota, Metazoa, Chordata, Aves, Galliformes, Phasianidae. The annotation marks the transcript as partial. The record is from RefSeq and is a predicted model, not a curated record. The transcript is spliced from 2 exons.
CCCCCGUCUGCCCUCCCCACGCUCACUACGAGCUCUGCGGCGCCGCCUGCCCUCCCACCUGCCGUCCCCACGCCCUCCCCCAGGGCUGCACGUCAGCCCCGUGCACCGAGGGCUGCUUCUGCGACGUCGGCUUCAUCCUCAGCGGCUCCGAAUGCGUCCCAGCAUCCGACUGCGGCUGCGAACACCGCGGCCUCUACUACAAGAAAGGCUCCGAGUUCUACUCUUCGUGCCAGGAGUUCUGCGUUUGCAAAGCCGGAGGGGUGACGGAGUGCAGGCCGGCAUCUUGCGGCGCCCACGAGGAGUGCAGGGUGCAGGAUGGGGUGCUGGGGUGUCACCCCGCCGGCUACGGGCGCUUGGUGGUCUCAGGAGACCCCCACUACGUGACGUUUGAUGGUAGAGCCUUCGACCUGCGAGGUUCCUGCAGCUACGUGCUGGCUAAAGUCUGCAAACCUGAGCGUGGCUUGGCCAACUUCUCCGUGCUGCUGGAGCACGACGGAGGGGGACGGGGCAACGUGGCGCUGGUGAAGAAGGUGACAGUGAGCAUCUAUGGGCACACGGUCAGCAUGGAGCAAGGACGGCGCUGGGAGGCGACGGUGGACGGCGAGCGUUUCACGUUGCCGCUGGCAUUGGAGGACCAAAAGCUCCGAAUCGGGCAAGAGGGGACCAACCUCGUCCUGCAAACGACCUCAGGCCUCCGCCUGCUCUACAACGCAGCCACGUAUCUGCUGGUCACCAUCCCCAAAGCUUACCAGGGUCGCGUGUGCGGUUUGGGGGGCAACUUUAACGGAGAUCCCGGUGACGAUUUCCUGCUCCCCGACGGAUCGGCGGCCGAGAGCACGGAGGAAUUCGUCUCCUCUUGGAAAACACCUUCGGCCGACGGGGGUUGCAAGGAAGGUUGCGACGGGAAGCCGUGCCCUUCGUGCGACGCCGCUGCCGUUGCUCCGUACGGAAGCGGGGAUCAAUGCGGCCUCAUCCGCCACCCGACGGGGCCUUUUGGGUCGUGCCACCAUCGGGUGAACCCGGCUCAGUACUUCCAGCAUUGCCUCCAUGAUGUCUGCGCCGCCGGAGGGGCGAGGGAAGCUCUGUGCCACAGCCUGCAAGCUUACGCUGCUGCUUGCCAAGCUGCCGGCGCUCAGAUCGGAGGGUGGAGGACGGCGGCGUUCUGCC